This is a messenger RNA of Penicillium robsamsonii, 285 nucleotides long. RefSeq lists its product as uncharacterized. Lineage: Eukaryota; Fungi; Ascomycota; Eurotiomycetes; Eurotiales; Aspergillaceae. The transcript is spliced from 2 exons. The coding region runs from base 1 to 285 and encodes 94 amino acids. The record is from RefSeq and is a predicted model, not a curated record.
AUGUGCACUGGACUUGUGCGCGGCAAGGAUGUAUCCAGCGCUGAGAGAUUCGAUGAGCAAGAGGAAAAUGACUUCAAGAAAACCUUCACUGACCGUGAAGGCCAGAGAGCCAUCGAAACCCACGAGAAAGCUGCCCCCAAGGAAAGCCAGAAAAUACAACUAGACCACGAACGAAACGAGAAAACUGCGCUCAAGGAUUCUUCGCAAGGGUUGAACCGAAGCUGGCACGUGUGGGGAUUAAGCUUGAGAUAUUGUACCCGGGAAGGAAAGCAAGGAAAGCGUUAA